GAAGAGAAGGGAACAAAGCGAUUGAGAGUUUGAAAAAUUUCCUACACUCAACAUUUGAACAAUUUCAUUCAUAAAAACAAAUAUUGCAUGAGAGUUGAGAGAAGAGAGUGAUAAAAGCUUUUCAUUUUAUACUCUCUUGUACCUAAAUGAUGAUCGUCAUCGUAUUUCUAUUUGACUUUUAUGGCUUUUAUGAAUGGAGUCACUCUGAGAGAAGACCAUUGAUCGUGUAUGAAAGAGCUUAAUUCUCUCUGCGAUAUUUCUCUCAAUGAAUUUAAUUGAAGACUUCAAUAGCUUACUCAUUUGAAAUAAGUUUUAUUUUGAAAUUGCGAACCCGCGAAGAAGGACGCGUUUUUUUGUGAAUCAAAGGACACCGGUUGGAUCUUUGAAACGGAAACUUAUCCGCCUUUGGGUUUCAAUUAUAAAUUGUUUGUUCAUUUCUUUUAAAACUAAACUUAUUGUUUAUAACGGUUUUUUGUUAUUUUGUGUUGAGUAAAUAUUGUAAAGCUUUCUCUGUGUGUGUUGUCUCUAUGUUGAAUUUGGAACGAUGGUCAAGUGAAUCAUUUUAAUGACUUUUUCGUAGAAAUUUUCUUAGAAAUCCAAGUUCAAAAUAGUUUAUGCUGAUUCACACUAUUUCCGAUAGUUGUUCGAUCGAUUUUUCGUUGUGGCGGUUUCUCCUUUUUUGAAUAAAAAUACAAAUUCAGUGACAGUUUGAUUGUGUUUACCAUAGAGAGGGAGACUGUCAAACUAAACUUACCACAAUUCACCGCGACAGCGUCCGUGACGGCGACGAUGUUAUGCGUCUAUAUUGAGCUUUCCAGGAAUUUUUUGACUUUAUUUUGGCGCCGCUGAGUGAAUCAUUAAAAGCCAAAUAAAUUAACCAGUGCCAACAAAAUGAAUUUAACAAUAAUUUUGAGUUGUAUGUGUGAUCUUGAAAAAUAACAAAAAUACUAUACAUAAUAACAACAUUCUUGAUAUCAUGCAAGAAAAUGACCCCCAGCGGUAUGAUGAAAGGACGUUUAGGGAAAGUGACGAAACCCACGUGGAAGAGGCGGAAAAAUUAAGUAGAACAAGUGGUAGUGAACGUUUAGAUUUAAGUCCUAGUGAGAGUAGUAGAAUUAGUGAAAAAGACAAAAAGGAAACAGAAGACAAAGAUGAUGAUGAAGAAGAUGACGAAGAUGAAGAAGAAGGUGAUCCUGUACUUCCAGUCGAUCCAAGAGUAUGGGACUCUUCACACAUUCGUAGUUGGGUUAAAUGGAUGACUAGAAAAUUUAACAUCGAUCCCAAGCCGGAUCUUUCCAGAUUUCCAAAGAAUGGAAAUGAAUUGUGCGAACUGUCAAAAGCUGACUUUUGGGUUUGUGCCGGCUCUAAAGAUGGUGGAAUAUUGGUGGCGAAGCAUUUUGCGUAUACAUUGUAUUCGGCGACGGGAAGAGAAACUAGUCCGAUGUUAAAUGAUAAUGAACCAAAUCCAUAUCAACUGUUAAAUGCCGCUUCACACCGAUUGGUGGCACAAGGUUCGGGGCAGAUCCAAUUGUGGCAAUUCCUGCUGGAGCUACUAGCCGAUUCGUCGAAUGCCAAUUGUAUAACAUGGGAGGGCACCAACGGUGAAUUUAAGCUCAUCGACCCAGACGAAGUUGCAAAGCGCUGGGGAGAGCGCAAGGCCAAACCAAACAUGAACUAUGAUAAGCUCAGUAGAGCUUUAAGAUAUUACUACGACAAAAACUUCAUGACAAAAGUUCACGGCAAGCGAUACGCCUACAAAUUUGAUUUCCAUGGUCUAAUGGCAGCUUGUCAAGCUCAGGCUCAAGGCUGUGAUUCUGCUGCUGCAUACAGUUCCUAUAAACAUCUUCAUCAUCACCAUCCUGGCCUACAACCUGACCACUCUCCAUCGUCAUCAUCCAGCCUGGGCUAUCCCUGACCAUCAGCAACGAUGUCAUCGCCCAUUACCGCCGCAACUUCUCAUUCCCCGAGUAAUAUCACAACCUCAAGUACAAAUCUUCUUCCACCAUCAACGACUACUUCCGCACCGAUGUUUCCAUCUGGUCCAUAUUGGCCCUACUCACCACCGAGUUUUGAACCUCGCCCAUCAGCCAAUGGAUUUAAUUAAACGUAACUUGUUGAAUUACCUCAUCUCAAUUACAGCAAUCCUUUUAAUAUUGUUCCUUAAAUGCAUCAUCCUUGUCGUCUCACAUAUCCAUAUAAAAAAGGUAUAUUUUAUGAGUGUGCUAGUGGUCAUUGGGAGUUCCGGUAUAAUAUAAUAAACUCCCAAUUCAUUAAAAGACCACCCAUGGAUGGGACACUGGAGCUCUAGUCCAGUGUCUUUGUCCUUGCACUCAUAAUAAUUUAAUUAGAUGCUAUGAUAACCUCUUCUUGUGUGAUAACAAAAAUUUGUCCGAAAAGGAUUACCUUGAAGUAGAAUGGUUACCGUUCGUUGAACGAUUAUGUGUUAUUUUAUACUAAUUGUAAUUGUUAUACAAUCUUUUUUCUUGAUAAACCUUUUUGUCUCUCCAUUUGAAUAAGUUUAGUUUAUAAGCCAGUAGAUAAUAUGUUUUGUGUACUUAAUUUAUUAAAAUUAAUUAAAUGUAAAUAAAUGAUUGUC
Molecule: messenger RNA, 2596 nt
Organism: Episyrphus balteatus (marmalade hoverfly)
Lineage: Eukaryota; Metazoa; Arthropoda; Insecta; Diptera; Syrphidae
Gene: Ets21C
Product: DNA-binding protein D-ETS-6
Exons: 3
Coding region: 977-1915 (312 amino acids)
Biological process (GO): cell differentiation; regulation of transcription by RNA polymerase II
Cellular component (GO): nucleus
Molecular function (GO): DNA-binding transcription factor activity, RNA polymerase II-specific; sequence-specific DNA binding
Source: RefSeq, a predicted model, not a curated record